Messenger RNA from Plodia interpunctella (Indianmeal moth), 4741 nucleotides. RefSeq names its product zinc finger protein 1 homolog. Gene Ontology annotation, biological process: regulation of transcription by RNA polymerase II. Gene Ontology annotation, cellular component: nucleus; chromosome. The coding region runs from base 112 to 1791 and encodes 559 amino acids. The record is from RefSeq and is a predicted model, not a curated record. Lineage: Eukaryota; Metazoa; Arthropoda; Insecta; Lepidoptera; Pyralidae. Gene Ontology annotation, molecular function: zinc ion binding; chromatin insulator sequence binding. The transcript has 5 exons.
CUGUCAACGUCAAUCAAUCAAUAUAUAAAAAAAAAAAACAAAAUCCAGAAAAAAGAAAACAAGAGAAAUUAAAAUCAUUUAUUUUUAAAUAAAAGAAAUAGUAAUACAAAUAUGAGUUCUGUGACACUCUGCCGAUGUUGUCUCGUACGCCCUCCUGAUAAAGAUCUCAAAGAAAUAUAUAAAAAUCUCGGGCGAACGGAAGUCUACGCUGACAUGCUCAAGGAAUGCUUUGAAAUUCAUGUAAAGCUAAAACUGGGCGACAGUGAGGGUGACAGCGGUAUAUGUGAGAUCUGUGUGUCACGGCUCCGAGACUCGUAUGACUUCAAGCAUCAAGUGCAGCAGUGCCAGAGGGAGUUUCAGAAGAAGCUUACGGCCGGCCUCAGUGUUGUAGAUGAGAAAAUGCCAUUAGUUAAGGAGGAGGUCGUGGACCCGGACGAUGAUAAUGACAUAUUUUUCAUGGACCUCAAAAUGGAGUAUUCAGACUACGACAUGAAGGAGGAAGAUGACAAGAAUCUAUCAGAAAUGCUGCGCUUCUCCAACGUAACAGUGAAGAAGAAGAAGAAAAAUGGCCGAACACUGGACUUACAGAAAAGCCGCGAUCGCAAAGCGAAAAAGGUGCUGACGGGCCCAUUGAAAAUAUCACUGAAAGCAUUUUCGGAUAAAAUAAAAAAUCCAGCUUUAACCGACAUGCAUUUCCUUAGCGAAAACAAAAAACACAAAUUAAACGUUGAAAACGUGCUGAAAUACUCCAACGCCACACCAUUCUCAAAUAAAACUCUGUCGGGCAUAGUCUGCGCUUACUGCAAAGAAUCGUGCACAGGUCCAGACGAGCUGCGCGCGCACACACAAGAAACUCACAAAAACUCCGAACUAAACGACAAUAAGCGUAUCGACAAAAACAAUUUGUCUAUUAAAAUGGACAUAACAGAUCUUAGAUGCGUUCUUUGCAACACAAAAGUCGACGUGAUUCGAAAUUUGAAAACGCAUUUAAUAAAAGAACACGACAUAAAAUUCUAUCCGGAUGUUUGUGAUUACAUUUUAGAAUUCAAAUUAACGGCCGGCGAGAUUUUAAAUUGCGCGUUAUGUAAUUCCACAUUCGAAACUUUCAAAACUUUAUUACAGCAUAUGAACAAUCAUUAUAGGAAUUAUAUUUGCGAUGUGUGCGAUUUAGGUUUCAUAAACAAGCACAGACUUAAAAAUCACAAAAGAACACACGAAAUUGGUACGUUCAAGUGUUCAGUGUGCGAAAAAGUGUUUAGUACGCGCGUCAGGAUGAUGUGCCACGAGAAAUAUACACAUAACACAAACGCUAGAUACACUACGAACUGUCCGCAUUGUAAUCAAUCGUUUACGAGUUAUUAUCAACGGAACAGGCACAUGUUUCAAGAGCACAACACAACCGCUGCAUCGUACAAGUGUAAUAUAUGUGACAAGUCUUUUAUAUUGAAAUCAAAACUAACGUCUCAUAUAAAAAAGGUUCAUUUGAUGGAGAGAAAUCAUGUAUGUGCGGAGUGCGGUCAAGGAUUUUUCAUUAAGCAGAGUUUGGACGAGCAUAUGAUAAAGCAUAACGGUGAAAGGGUGUACAAAUGCACCGUUUGUCACAAGGCUUACGCGAGGAAGAAGACUUUAAGAGAACAUUUGAGAAUACAUAACAAUGAUAGGCGAUUUAAGUGCGGUGUUUGCGGUUUGGCGUUCGUACAGAAAUGUAGUUUGAAAAGCCAUAUGUUGUCUAAUCAUGGGGUCACGUUGGCGGAGUAUGAAUCGGCCAGGGCCGAUGUGGUUAGCCCUUGAAACUUUCAAAAAACAGUUCAAAUUGGAGAGGAGACAGAGAGAAGUUACGGGUUUGCGUUACUCGCUGUCGAGUCGUGAAGUGUGACCGAGCAGCCGACCAAUUUGCGGUGUCGUUGUCGUCGCGUCACAAUGGCGCACUGUGAUAGGCUUAGCUAGCUCCUAACGCGAAUCCUCGUGCCACACGAGUUUGUACACCAAUCUGACUCGUGUAUAGUAGUUUUCAUCGACCACCACUUGCUUCCGGUGAAGGAGAACAUCGCGAGGAAACCUGCACACUGGUGGACAGUUUAGUUCACUAGUGUGCACGCGACUACCUGCCACUAGAUGGCGGUGGGUAGCCGUAAAAGUCAUGUCAUAUGCGUUUAGGCGACUUGAAUAAAAUGUGACACCAGUGUUAGCAAUUACACACUCGAAAAGAAGAACGCGAAUCGACUCGGUGGUGUGAUAUAAAUGGCAAAGUCGCACAACGUACACAACGUGCUUCCGGCGUAAGCAAAAUGAAGUGCGAAACGAAGAGAAACAUAGUGAAUCGAAAAUAAAUACCUACAACUUUUUCAAUUAAAAUUCAAUAUUAUAUAUUCAAUUUAUAUAUACAACACUUUAUUAUUUAUUAGGCGUAGUACGUAGAGCAAAUUUACUAUUCACAUCGAGUCGAUUCACGGUGAGACAGCCAACCAAUCACAGUUAGCUAUUGUGACGCGACGACAACCGCACCGCAAUGUGAUUGGUUCGCUGCGACUCACUUCGAUAGUGAGUUGCACUUCGCCCCAGGGAUGUGCAAUACUUGUAUGAAACGUUUUACAAGCAGUUGUUUUUGGUCGGAUAUAUGCGACACUCGCGAAAUUGACACGAGAAUGUUUGUCGGAAUAAUCCGACGUUCGCUUUGAAAGGGUUAAGAUUCUCAUCGCGUCUGUUAUUGUAAUAUGUAAGUAAUCAUGAUUACAUUUAUUGUGAUCUCUAAAUCAAUAAGCAAAUGUGACGUUCCACGUGUAUAGGUAAGAGCUUAUGGUCGAUUUUUCUGUAAUCUGCAACUCAAGAACUGUUCUGUGGGCGAAGUGCGAGUUUGCCUUUCACUUCUCACCAUCGAUUCGAUUAGAAGUUAGACGCAGCGAACCAAUUGACGCAACGACAACCACACUGCAAUGUGAUUGGUUCGCUGCGUCUCACUUCGAAUCGAUCCGAUGGUGAUAAGUGAAAUUAAAACCCGCACUAACAGCUCUGAUCAAAAUUAAGAAUACACACGAAGAAACCCAUUCAUUACCUUUAUUCGUGGAAAAUAUUUUUUGUUUUUGUGUUGAAUGGACGUAUCCGUAGCCAUUUAAAGGUCCCCACUACGUCCUUACGGAUAGAUGUAUAUAAUCAUGAUUUAAAAAUUGUAAUUACGAUUGAUGAUUACAAAAUUGUAAUCAGUAAUCUGAUUACUUUUUUUAUUAUACACAUUUGCUGUCAACGACAGUCAUUGGAUACUUUAACCCGUUUAACUUCCAACGGAGAAUAUUUUUAAUUUAUUAUAAAAAAAUAUAUUAAUAUUAUAUUAUACAGAUUUUACGACUAUUAACUAAGAUUUGUAACUGUGCGGCUACCAUGAAACAUAAGACACACGGUUCUUUUUUUACACGAUGCGUACGUGAUAUUAGUCGUGUCGUGGGCGUUGUUUCAACUAAACGUUUUAUUCAACUGUUUUCCAAGCUCAACAAUAUACAACUAGUUUAAUCACAACUGCAAAAGUAGUUGGAAUGCCCAACUGGUUUGCACCAACGUAGCGCGCGGCGCGAGCGGCGAGCGGACAACUGGUUUAGUAACUGUUUGCUCCUGGAAAAAAAAAACAGUUGAGUUCCGUUGGCUCGAAAAACGUCAACGGCCCACCACGAGCUCGUGAAACAUGUUCGUGAACGACAGUAAUGUGUUUAUAUGUUUCGUGGUCAGGCCUCCCGAGUUAAUUUAUUAAUAUAUCUAACUUUGCAAAAUCGAAGUUUAUUUCUUGAUGUAAAAUAUUUUUUGUUAUAUCUUGGGAAAUAAUAUAUUUACUCAUGGCAAUAUGUCUAAUUGUUUUAUAAGUUUUCAUAUACAGAAUUUUAUUUUUCAAUUGGCAUUCUAUAUGAGCUCAAGUGCCAAGUUGUGCUAUUAAUUUUAAGUUUUCAAAAUGUUAACACAAGCGAUUAAUGUUGUUAGAAUUAUGAAAUAAUUGAUUUUGAGGUAAUUUGUUGAUUACAAUGAUUACUCUGGCGAUACCUUGCAGUUUUAUUAUUUUCAUUUCGUAAUAUAAAGUCAUUUAUAAAGUACACGUUUGACAUCUGUCAGUCUAUGGCUAAAACUGUCAAAAAAGUCUUUUGUGACCUAUCAAAUUGGUCCUACUUUAACUACCUACUAUUUAACUAAAUACUAAAAAUAAAUCUAAAAACUAUUUAAACAGAUUAUGCCGAAGAAUUAUAGUUGAAAAGUAUUACAGUUCUCCAUAGCAUAAUGUAAUCACAGUUGUCUCAAUCGAAAACUGACUAAAAAAAACAUUUUAUUAUAGAAAACUAUAAUAUUUUCUGCUAGAAUUUUAGCUUUAUGUAGGUCUGUCGGUUGAAAUAUUUUAUUAAUGGAGAUGGCGCUAGUGUGCAAAGAAUAAUCGCCUUAAAAUGUUAAACUCCGUUUUUUUUUUUUACAACAUGUGUUUAUCAUGUAAACAAACUUACCACGUCUUUUAAUGAUUUCACAGCAAUAUGAAUUAAAUUAGUUACGCGGUCAAUAAAUGUUUUACUUUAGAAUGUGUUGGUUUGAAUUGAUGUUUGUUUCGUUUUUAUCAAAAUUUUAAACUUUGUUUUACAUGUUAGCACUCGUAAGAAAAAACGUGUAUACGUAGAACUGCAUUAAAUAUAUUGUUUUGUUUUAAAUCGACAUGAUUUACGAAAUUAUACGAAAGUCGCAUUAUUUAUUUUUUAAUGAUAUUAAAGUUUUCAUUCAA